Molecule: messenger RNA, 3810 nt
Organism: Boleophthalmus pectinirostris (great blue-spotted mudskipper)
Lineage: Eukaryota; Metazoa; Chordata; Actinopteri; Gobiiformes; Gobiidae
Gene: hey2
Product: hes-related family bHLH transcription factor with YRPW motif 2
Exons: 10
Coding region: 2633-3406 (257 amino acids)
Biological process (GO): regulation of transcription by RNA polymerase II; anterior/posterior pattern specification; regulation of neurogenesis
Cellular component (GO): nucleus
Molecular function (GO): RNA polymerase II cis-regulatory region sequence-specific DNA binding; DNA-binding transcription factor activity, RNA polymerase II-specific; protein dimerization activity
Source: RefSeq, a predicted model, not a curated record
UAGAAGCUGUUCCAGUAUUUUAGGAUACAGCAGAAAUCCUUAUUUCUUCCGGUGCAGGGGGGGACACUUUAUAAUGACUGUUAGCACUUCCUUCUUUCAAUAUUUGUGCAACUUUAUCUCGACCUGCAAGUUGCACGGUGACGCAAAUCCGUCCCCAUGCUCAUAAUAAACAGAGGAAAUCUAUUCCCCGCGAAAACGAAAACACAAUUAACAUCAGAGGCGAUACUUCAUCCGCAAGGCCCCUCAAGAUUCUCACUGCGGGUCACGGCCAAUGCCAUCUUGUGACCUGCACUUAAAAGGCGCGGAAGCCACGAUGACCCCGGCUGCCUCCUAUCAUCACGGUGUUUUCGAGUGAGACUUUUCCGGGUUAAAAUUAGCAGUGAGAUACUGAAGGUUUGCCCUCCAUCACGCAGUCAAAACAAUCCAGGGAAGAGGAUAUGGCAGACACAGCACGCCUCCAGUUAUUUCAGUGACCGACGAUGAGGUUUUUUCAGCGGGAAGCAUCAAAAACAGCGCUCGGCGUCUCUCUGCGGAGCUGUAUAAAUGAUCGCAGGUGGGAUUUCUGCUUGUGCCAGCAACUCCGGCAUCAUUCAAAAUCUGUGAGAAUGAAGAAAAGACACAUGUACAGGAGAUAAGACACAACACUUCAUUGGCUUGUUGUGAAACUAGAGAGCAGAAGAUCAGCGUCUAAAGCCACAACGCCAAAGAAUGCAUGACAAAAGUGUUACAUCAAUAACAUCUCCAUGGAGACAAGCAGCACCAGUAAAAUGACAUACUGCACGUUUAAGAGAGAUGUUUUUGCUUUGUCUUCAUCAGGGGUCUCCAACCUGUAACUCGAGAACUACCAGGAGCUCUCCACCCCAUUCCAAGUAGCUUGCCAAUGGAUUUCUGAUUGCAGAUAAUAAGUAUAAUUUGAUUAAUUACCAUUGUACAUGUAUAAUUUUGAUGCCCAACUUGGUGCACCGGUAUAUGGACAAUGGUUUAUGUUUUCUAAGCAUGUCUAAGGCUCGCCGUGGCUCUUAUAUUUACUGUGUUUCUUUGCGACUGCUGAAAUUGGUAGCUCUCUUGUGUUUUUGUUUCAUAAAAGUAACUCACUAUGGCAUUUAACAUGGAUUUUUUUUCUUUUUCUUUUACCUUUAAGUCCCAUUGGAGUCAAAUAUAUACAAGAUAAACAUGCAUACAAGCAGCAGGUAGAGGACACCACCAGAAUGGUUGCAUAGUACAUCCUACCUUACCCUUUCUAUUUUAAAAACUUUAUUUUCUGAUCUAUGUUAUAAUGCUCUUUUUUUGUCAUUCACAAGUUUAACACAAAAAUUAGAAUUGCCAAUUUGUGGGAGAUGGGCACUUUUUUCAACUCCAGAUUCUUAAAGCAACACCUUGUAACUCCAGGCCAGGAACGAGUCAAGUCUGUGGAGAUGCGAGCCUGCUCACAGUAAGGACGCAUGUUUUUCAGAGCAAUAAAAACAUCCAAACUUCUGAGAGACAAAGACUACUGAGACGCACAGUGGAAAUGAUGCAGCAAAACCUGAAUUUCCCUUUGGAUCAAUAAAAUAUCUCUUUUUUAAUGUUUUACACCUGACUCUUUUUAAUGUUUACACCUGACCAGACCUCCCCAUUUCCGCUGUUGCAGCAGAUUUAUCCAAAACACGUGAUUUGUCCCAGUUUUAUACAAGAAAUAUCCCUGGUGUCCCUAUUUUUGAGCAAUUUGAUCCCUGCCAACAGGAAAGAGAGGUAUAAACAGUCAUUUGUUUCAGUAAAAUACAGAAAAGCUGCUUAAAAAUGACCAAAACACAAGAAAAUGUGAGUAUACUGACUCACAUGUUCGUCAUGAAUGGACUUUGCAGAACAUUUUUCCUUAAUUACGCACUCGUUUCACAAUUUUAUUAUUACCAAACACAAAAAACACGGGAAAUUCUGGUCACCCUGGCUAAGUAGACCACUGAUUAAGCAUUAAAAGUCUAGGGGCCUUGAGAAUAUAGAUAAAAAAAGAAUUCACUUGUAGAUGUACACGAAUAAACCCACUGGAACCGCCCAAGUGCUCACAAAUACGGUGCAGACAUGAGAGAUCAGUGCAGACGGAGGUAGCCUGGGCUGGUCCCUCUUCAGAUAAAUCCGCCUGUCUGGUCUGGUUCAUUGGGAGUGCGUGUGAGUGUGCGCACGACCGGCUCCCAGGCUCCGUGGGAAAACUGUCUGCAGCCGAGGACAAGCUCUGAGAGGCGGGGAGAGAGGGGAGCUGUGCCCGGGUGCUCACCGGGGAUCAGCGCGCCAGACGCAGCUUUGUCCGGACACUUUUCCAGAGACUUUACAAGCGUGGGAUGAAAUAAAAGUUUUGAUUUUAUGUUUUUGCAUGGAUUUUUUCCGAUUUGGCAAUCCCUUUUGAGUUUUAGAUUAGUUUUGUUUUGUUUUUUGGCGCACUUUUUUUGCAUAAUUUUAGCAUAACUUAGCCAAAAUCUAAUCUUUAUUUUUUGAAGAUUGGUUAAAUGUAUUCGGAAUAUAUGACAAUUUUAUUAGCUAUGUAAGAGACUAUGUAGUUUUUUUUGUUUUCUUUAGUUUUGUUUAUUUUUAUCUCCACCACCACACCUCCAGCCGAUCCCCGGGGAGAGGCCAGGAGCGUCCCCGCCGUCCGCGCACCAUGAAGCGCCCUUCUGAAGACAGCAGCUCCGGUGACAGUGACUCGGAGGAAACCAUCGAUGUGGGCUGUGAAAAUAUGUAUUCAGGGCACAUAAAGGCGUCCUUCAUAAGAUGCGCCUCGCCGACCACAACAACUCAAGUCAUAGCCAGGAAGAAACGCAGAGGGAUCAUUGAGAAGAGGCGCAGGGACCGAAUCAACAACAGUCUGUUAGAGCUGAGGAGACUGGUGCCCUCUGCAUUUGAGAAGCAGGGUUCGGCUAAACUGGAGAAAGCCGAGAUUCUGCAGAUGACUGUGGACCAUCUGAAGAUGCUGCAGGCCACGGGAGGAAAAGGUUAUUUUGACGCCCAGGCCCUGGCUCAGGACUUCCUGUCUCUGGGCUUUCGGGAGUGUGUGUCUGAAGUGUCCCGGUACCUCAGCUCUGUGGAGGGGCUGGACUGUACGGACCCUCUGCGCUCCAGGCUGCUGUCCCACCUCACCAGCUGCGCCUGCCGCCUGCACCUGCCUCCCCGGCAUCACUACCCCCCUCCACACCCUUACCUGCACCUCCACUGGCCCCCCACUGCCGCACUCAGACCUGCGCUCUAUGGACUCAACACUCUCCCAGCACCCGUGGAGGGAGCCUGUGUCCCUCUUUUCACACCCCACUGCAUCACCUCCGUCCAGGCCACCGUAUGUCCGCCCGCCCCCUCCCCCGUGUCGUCCACUGGUCCGCAGAUGCCCCACAGCAGCAGUAAACCGUACCGGCCCUGGGGGACUGAAGUGGGGGCUUUCUGACACACUUGGAGGCCUCCUGAAGUACACCAAUCAGGCACAACUCUACAGACACAUUUUAAAUUAACUCAUUUUGUGAUUUUCUUUUCUAAUACUGUUCUAUUUCUAUUCUUUCUAAGCAAAACACAUUAUACACCCGAGGGGCUCUGUGUAGCACCUAGCCUGGCCUUUUCAUUUCUCCUAUUUGAACAUAACUUGCUGCUAAUAUAUAGUUAACAUUUUGGACAUGGUGGAUUUGAUUUAGGAUUUUUAAACUGUGACCAACUACUCAGCCGAUUGCCUUCCCUGUUUCUGACAUCUAACAGUCCGAAAAAAAACCUUCCACUUUCUUAUCUCUCCUGUGUUUUGAACAGAAAUGACUGUAAACAAAUAAUCUGAGGUGGUUUUAUUUAAGCUGCUAUUUACUU